Lepus europaeus (European hare) is the source of this 1969-nucleotide messenger RNA. RefSeq names its product pre-mRNA processing factor 31 (gene PRPF31). The record is from RefSeq and is a predicted model, not a curated record. Lineage: Eukaryota; Metazoa; Chordata; Mammalia; Lagomorpha; Leporidae. Bases 180 to 1679 code for a protein of 499 amino acids. Gene Ontology annotation, biological process: mRNA splicing, via spliceosome; spliceosomal tri-snRNP complex assembly. The transcript has 14 exons. Gene Ontology annotation, cellular component: precatalytic spliceosome; U4/U6 x U5 tri-snRNP complex; U4 snRNP.
UACCGCGCUCCCCGCCCGGGGCCGGCCCUGGGGACCCCUCGGACGUUAGAGCUUGGGUUGAUGGCGGGGAGGCAGGCUUAACCAGGUGGCUCCUCGCGGGGGUCCCGUGCCUGUGAGGCGCCCGGGCCUACUCUCGUGGGGCUGGGCUGCGGGGGUCCCGGCGGUGGGAAGGCCGCGGGAUGUCUCUGGCGGACGAGCUCCUGGCCGACCUCGAAGAGGCGGCAGAAGAGGAAGAGGGUGGAAGCUACGGGGAGGAGGAGGAGGAGCCGGCCAUCGAGGAUGUGCAGGAGGAGGCGCAGCUGGAUCUCUCGGGGGACUCGGUCAAGAGCAUCGCCAAGCUAUGGGACAGCAAGAUGUUCGCGGAGAUCAUGAUGAAGAUCGAGGAGUACAUCAACAAGCAGGCGAAGGCUGCGGAAGUGAUGGGACCCGUGGAGGCGGCCCCCGAGUACCGGGUCAUCGUGGAUGCCAACAACCUGACGGUGGAGAUCGAGAACGAGCUGAACAUCAUCCACAAGUUCAUCCGGGAUAAGUACUCCAAGAGGUUCCCCGAGCUGGAGUCCCUGGUCCCCAACGCGCUGGACUACAUCCGCACGGUCAAGGAGCUGGGCAACAGCCUGGACAAGUGCAAGAACAACGAGAACCUGCAGCAGAUCCUGACCAACGCCACCAUCAUGGUCGUCAGCGUCACCGCCUCCACCACCCAGGGGCAGCAGCUGUCGGAGGAGGAGCUGGAGCGGCUGGAGGAGGCCUGUGACAUGGCGCUGGAGCUGAACGCCUCCAAGCACCGCAUCUACGAGUAUGUGGAGUCCCGGAUGUCCUUCAUCGCCCCCAACCUGUCCAUCAUCAUCGGAGCGUCCACGGCCGCCAAGAUCAUGGGCGUGGCCGGCGGCCUGACCAACCUCUCCAAGAUGCCUGCCUGCAACAUCAUGCUGCUCGGUGCCCAGCGCAAGACGCUGUCCGGCUUCUCGUCGACCUCGGUGCUGCCCCACACCGGCUACAUCUACCACAGCGACAUCGUGCAGUCCCUGCCCCCAGAUCUGCGGCGGAAAGCAGCCCGGCUGGUGGCCGCCAAGUGCACGCUGGCAGCCCGCGUGGACAGUUUCCACGAGAGCACGGAGGGGAAGGUGGGCUACGAACUGAAAGACGAGAUAGAGCGCAAGUUCGACAAGUGGCAGGAGCCGCCCCCUGUGAAGCAGGUGAAGCCGCUGCCUGCGCCCCUCGAUGGGCAGCGGAAGAAGCGAGGCGGCCGCAGGUACCGCAAGAUGAAGGAGCGGCUGGGGCUCACGGAGAUCCGGAAGCAGGCCAACCGCAUGAGCUUCGGAGAGAUUGAGGAGGACGCCUACCAGGAGGACCUGGGCUUCAGCCUGGGCCACCUGGGCAAGUCGGGCAGUGGGCGCGUGCGGCAGACGCAGGUGAACGAGGCUACCAAAGCCAGGAUCUCCAAGACGCUGCAGCGGACCCUGCAGAAGCAGAGCGUGGUGUAUGGCGGGAAGUCGACCAUCCGUGACCGCACCUCGGGCACGGCCUCCAGCGUGGCCUUCACGCCCCUGCAGGGCCUGGAGAUCGUGAACCCACAGGCAGCCGAGAAGAAGGUGGCGGAGGCUAACCAGAAGUACUUCUCCAGCAUGGCCGAGUUCCUCAAGGUCAAGGGCGAGAAGAGCGGCAUCAUGUCCACCUGAGGGGCUGCCCACUGAAGGGACACAGAGGCCCUGCCCUCAUGCAGGGACUGGGGGCGGGGCCAGGAGCCUGCCCUGCCUGCCCUGGGCCCCGGUGUGUAUAUCGUCCAAUCCAGGCAGGACCGGGAGGGGCCCUGGAUGGCCGCCCGGCUCAGAGGCGCGGGGGCCUGGGCCGGCUCCCCCAGGGCCUGGAUGGCCGCCCCGCUCCCGAGACACAGGGGCUUGCCCCAUGCCUUUUUUUACUCUAGCUGCAGAUGGUCUAGGGGAAGAGUACAAUUAAAACACGUUUUGAG